Messenger RNA from Metarhizium brunneum ARSEF 3297, 552 nucleotides. RefSeq lists its product as uncharacterized. The record is from RefSeq and is a predicted model, not a curated record. NCBI's taxonomy places the organism in Eukaryota, Fungi, Ascomycota, Sordariomycetes, Hypocreales, Clavicipitaceae.
AUGGCAGGCGACGAAGCUGCAACAAGUGACGCUGCGGCAGCCCAGACGAGGGCCUUGCCGCCGUUGACGGACCAUGACUUCAAGAUAUACAACCGCAUGGCGGAUCGGAUGGAACAAUUUCACAACUACUUCCGCCAGACUUGGACGCUCCUCUGGACAGCAGCGACCACCUCCCGGCGCCCGCAGAACCUCACCCAGAAGCAAUUCCUCCAAGAGGCCAUCUCCUUUGCUCGCCACCUCUCGGCACAUCACGGCAUUGAAGAAGCGCAUGUAUUCCCGCUUCUCGCGACCCGCAUGCCCGAGUUUGACGCCAGGAGAGGGAGCUUGGUGAAGCAGCACGAGCAGAUCCACAAGGGGCUUCAGGAAUUCGAGAGGUACGUGAAGGAGUGUCAUGCGGGGAGGGACGAGUUCGAAAUGGGCGUGUUGAAGGAAAAGAUGGAAGGGUGGGGAGGCGUGCUGUGGGAGCAUCUGGAUGACGAGGUCAGGAUGCUGGGCGCGGAGAGGAUGAGGGCCGUCUGGAGCAAGGAGGAGAUGAUGAGGAUGCCCAUGUGA